AUGCCGACAGGCACAGGAGACGGAGAGACUGCCGACGCAGCCCAGAAGUUAUCGGCUGCUCAGUCAAAAGUAGAAAUCAGAAAAUUAGAGCUCCAAGCAGAAGUAGAAAAGGAGAAGAUUCAGUUAGAACGUGAAAAACUUCAGCGUGAGGCUGAAGAAAGAAACUUACGUUCUGAAAGGGAAGCUGAAAAGGAAAGAAGGGAAGCUGAACUUAAACUUGAAAAAGAAAGGAUGGAAGCUGAAAAAGAAAGGAAGGACGCUGAGCUAAAGCUUAAAAUGAUGGAACUUGAAGUUGAGAAAUUGAAGCUGGAAAACAAAAACAAUGCAAGUGCUGUGCCAUGUAGAGUGAAACUACAGCCUUACGAUCAUGCUUCAGGCGAGGACAUUAUAUCCUAUCUCGCUGAGUUUGAAGCAUUAUCAUCACAAGCUGGCUGGACUCUGGAAAUGAAAAUGCUUCAAUUAAGAAGUCUACUAACAGGAGAGGCUCGUGAAGUUUCAGCUCAAGCCCACAAAUCAUAUGAAGAUCUGUCAAAAGCUUUGAUAGAAAGGUAUGGAAAAAAGCCAUAUCAGUACUUCAAAAUGCUAUUGGAUGUCCAAAAACACCAAAAAGAGACAUAUCGUGGACUUAUGGCAAGAGUGAAACAAUAUGUCAUACGUUUCAUUGAUGACAGUGAAGAUGUUCUUGGGAAAAUAGAAGAGGAAUUUUUCCUCAGUGCUCUUCCAGUGUCACAGGCACAAUGGAUCCGCAGGAACAAAGGAUCUGGAACUGUUGUGGAUGCAGCAGAGGAUUAUAUUUUUCCGGAGAGGAGCACAACAAAAACCAAAACACAGGUUAGUCAAGCUUCCGUAGAAACAUCAAAGACGGAAUCGAAAAAGAACUUUUCUGAUGAGCCAAUGAAGAAUGUCAGGUGUUAUAAUUGUAACAAAAUGGGCCAUAUUGCAAAGAAAUGUCCAAAGGCCAACAAGAACAACAUAAUCAACUUGUUAGUCAACAGUCAUUCUGACGGCCUUGUUCACCUGCCAGGUGAAGUAAACGGAAAGGACAUCAGUUUUGUGAAAGACACUGGUGCAGUUAUGACAUUGAUUAGGGAAGAUUUAGUCGACCCUAGAUAUGUAUUAGAGGGACAACGUCAGACUCUCUAUACAGCAAUCGGUCAGCCAUUUUCUGCAAAAUUGGCUGUAGUAGACAUGGAAACGCCAUUCUACAAGGGACAUGCCCAAGUUGGGUUGGUACCUGACCUGGCCGCGGAGGCAUUAUUGGGUAUGGACAUUAUGGAACGGAAAACCAUCAACGUGGUUACCAGAGGACAAAAACGUCAACAGGAUAAAGAGGACGCAGAGGCCUCUCAGAAAGUAACCAUGGAGACCAAGGGAAAUUCUGAAGUGGCAGAAAACCAUAAUGUCAGGGAGAGUGAGCUCAACUCACAGGCCAAUGACAGUGACGCAAAUAAGGACACUGAAGAUUCAGAAUCUAUAGCGACAACAAAUGAUGAGUCAGAGGUCAUCAUUGAAGAAAAAAAUUACACCAAGGAUAUCUCAAAAAUAAAUGUGGAAACCCUUAGAGAGAUGCAAAUAUCGGAUGUGUCGUUAGCAAACUUAAGGCGAAAGGCAGCAGAUUCUUCAGAGGAAGUUGAUUCUGAUUCCAAUGCAAUAUUUUGGGAAAACGGUGUUCUUAAACGGAAAUGGAAGGCAACAGAUGGUGUGAGAUCUGGUGUUCAGGUGAUAUUACCUGUAGAUCUCAGGAAUCAAGUAAUCGAGCUAGCUCACAAGAGAGCACUCGCAGGCCACCUGGGAGUCGAGAAAACAAAGGAACGUAUUCUCACAUCAUUCUACUGGCCAGGUGUUUUCAAGGAUGUUACACAAUAUUGUAGGACUUGUGAUGUUUGCCAGAAAGUGGCUAAGAGGCGUUGUGACGAAAAAGCGCCAUUAGUGCAACCGCCGAUAGUGGGUGAGCCCUUUUUCAAGAUCUCAAUGGAUGUAGUAGGGCCAUUGUCGAAGUCAAAGAGAGGAAAUAGAUUUAUCCUCACAGUGAUGGAUGACGCGACGCGAUACCCAGAGGCCUUUGCGCUCAGGAAUGUGGAUGCUGCAACUGUAGCUGAUACCCUGAUUGAAAUGUUUUCACGUGUUGGAUUUCCACAGGUGAUUCUUACGGAUCAAGGUUCAAAUUUUACAUCGGUGCUAUUGAACAACCUGUAUGAAAUCACGGGUAUCAGAGGGAUCACCACAUCUCCAUACCAUCCACAAGCCAACGGAAAGGUGGAAAGAUUCAAUGCUACACUGAAGGCCAUCUUGAAAAAGUUGUCAACAAGUAAUAAAGAGGAAUGGGACACUUUAUUACCCUAUGCGCUUUUUGCGUACCGUGAAGUGCCUCACGAGGAAACAGGGUUCUCGCCAUUCGAGAUGCUCUAUGGUUGGCCAGUUCGUGGUCCAAUCCAGAUUUUAGAGAAGGCUAUGACAGGUGAGGAUGAAAUUCAAAGAACUGUUGUAGACCAUGUUGUUAACAUGCGUGAGCGCCUGUCAGAAAUAAGGGACACAGUGCGUGAAACACUUGUUAUCAAACGCCAAAAGAUCAAACAAUGGUAUGACCAAAAUGCGACCAACAGGGAAUUCCGACCAGGCGAUGAAGUAUUAUUACUUCUACCCUCAGACAGCUCCAAAAUGGUUGCUCAGUGGAAGGGGCCAUAUCGGGUCAUACGUAAGGUUACCGACGUCAACUACGAGAUUAGCGUAGGAGGUCGCCGAGGGAGAGUGAUUUAUCACGUUAAUCUACUCCGCAAGUACAACAGAUCUGUACCUCAGAUAGGGUUUGUACAGAGACAGCCAGACGUUAAUCCAGCCGAGGAUGUUGGUGACAAUGUGGACGAAAUCACAGACGUGAAACUUGGCGCUAACCUCAACAAAACACAGCGGAAGGAACUACGGAGGCUUUGUGAGGACUUUCUGGAUGUCAUUAACUCAGAACCAGGUAAAACUACUCUGGUUACACAUACUAUCAAGACAACGAAUAAAAAGCCCAUAAGGCAACAGCCGUACCGAAUUCCUCAGUCAAAACGUGGAGAGGUGAAGAGGAUAAUCGACGAAAUGUUGGAGAAGGGUCAAAUAUCUCCAUCGUCAAGCCCAUAUUCAGCACCGGUAGUUCUCGUCGAGAAGCCUGACAAAUCGAUUAGACUGUGUGUGGACUAUCGCAAAUUGAACGAUAUUACUGAAUUUGACGGAUAUCCGAUACCACGCAUAGACGAAAUCUUCGAAAAACUGGGAAAAGCCAAGUAUUUAAGCACCAUGGACUUAGCCAAGGGCUACUGGCAAAUUCCUUUGGCAGAGGAGUCACAGGAAAAAUCAGCUUUUGUAACGGAAUUCGGCCAAUUCAAAUUCCAUGUAAUGCCAUUCGGAAUGAAAACAGCGCCAGCUACUUUCGCUCGAAUGAUGGACAAAAUGCUGAGAGGACUGUCAAAUGUAGUUGCCUAUUUUGAUGACAUUGUGGUUUUCACCGAGACAUGGGAAGAUCACAAGACUCAGUUACGCAACGUUCUACAGCGUCUGAGAGAAGAUGGCUUAACCGUGAAACCCUCCAAAUGUAUUCUUGGAGAGGAGGAGCUGUAUUGCCUUGGUCAUGUUGUUGGCCAUGGAUCUGUCAAGCCUGAUGACCGGAAAAUAAAAGUCAUGACUGAUUUUCCACUCCCUCAGUCCAAAAAGGGAGUAAGAUCAUUCCUCGGAAUGACGGGAUAUUAUCGUAAAUUUGUGAAAGACUAUGCACGAAUCGCGGAACCAUUGACCGAUAUGUUAAAAUCAAAAGAACCUACAAAAGUUGUAUGGACCGAAAAUAGAGUGAACGCGUUCAGGGCUCUGAAGGAUGCAAUGACACAAGCUCCAGUAUUAAUCAACCCUGACUUUGAAAAGCAUUUCUAUCUACAAACAGACGCGAGUAACACAGCUAUAGGUGGAGUUCUGAGCCAAAAAGUUGACGGUGAUGAGCACCCAGUCGCGUACACGAGUCGAAAACUACUCCCACGUGAAAUUAACUAUUCGACAGUAGAGAAGGAAUGUUUAGCCAUUGUGUGGAGUAUUGAGACAUUUGGAUAUUAUCUGAAUGGUGUUCAGUUCACGGUUGAGACUGAUCACAACCCAUUAGUUUGGCUGGAGAAAACCAAACUGAAAAACCAGAGACUGAUGCGAUGGGCCUUAGCAUUACAGCCCUAUUGUUUUGACAUUAACUAUCGAAAAGGCUCAAACAAUGCAAACGCUGAUGGGCUAUCGCGCAUCGAGUAA
Messenger RNA from Ylistrum balloti, 4266 nucleotides. RefSeq lists its product as uncharacterized. Gene Ontology annotation, biological process: DNA integration. The transcript has a single exon. NCBI's taxonomy places the organism in Eukaryota, Metazoa, Mollusca, Bivalvia, Pectinida, Pectinidae. The record is from RefSeq and is a predicted model, not a curated record. Gene Ontology annotation, molecular function: zinc ion binding; nucleic acid binding. The coding region runs from base 1 to 4266 and encodes 1421 amino acids.